AUGCCUAGGCACCUACAACUUCAGCUGCCAGACCUACCAAAUUGUCGUCGGAGCAUUCAGCAACGAAGCCCACUGAUGGACAACGACAGAGAGCGAGCAGUCUUUACUCACUUCAUCCGACCGUUCCUUUCCAGAAAGGAUUUGCCAGAUCCAGGCUGUGUGUCUUCUGCCAAUAGUAGUCAGCUCUGGCUACAGGCCAACCUUGGCAAUUUCUCUCAAUUUGCGAGCGUAGAGGAUUUGAAAGCCCUUUAUCCAAACUUCUCCAGUGCCGACGCCUUGUCCAAACUGUCUCCCUCUCAGGUAGCAGAGAUACUGCGCACAGACAUCUCAAAUGACACAAAAUUUGUCGAUCAAGUCUUUGAGCGACUGCAGGUUGGAAACGCUGUUGAAAACGUGGACACAUUCUUUACCAAACUUACAGAGAAGGAGAAGGUUCCACAGUUUCAAGUUGACGUGAGAGAUCGCAUCAUGAACAAGACCUACGUCAUCAUCGGUCCCGUUUUGUCAGAGUUCCCUGAAAAGGAUCUUUUUGACUGGUUCCAUGUCAAACUGGUCCCGGUUCUCCCAAGUUUCACUCCACAAAUGCUCCAAGGUGUAAUUACCAACAUCAACUGCACAAAAUACCAUGUCAUUGUGAGUGGGAUGGGCAAAGUUGUGUCUGCCAUAGCUCAGAAAAGACAAGAAGAAAUUGCAGCUGUUUUACUGCGGUACCUGAAAAACUCUGCUGCUGUCAUCAACCAGCCAGCUUGCAGGGUAAACAUCAAGACCGAUUCCCAGUGGGUGGAAACAAACCUGGGCCCAUUUUCUCAAUCCGCAACAUAUUCUGAGCUCAAAUUCUUCAACCUCUCUCAGGGAGCACUCGUGAGCGUUCUUUCACCCAAACAGAAGGCUGAGCUUCUAACAGAUCCAGACAGCCGUGCUCUGGAGGAUGCCACCCUUGUAAAGGAGGUGUUGACAAACAUGACACAGUCCGGCAAUGUGGAGCAGCUUGGUCAGUUUUUCCUAGUGUUCACACAGUCCCUCCAGCAGACAAACACAACCUACAUCCAAAAUGUGGCGGUACGAGAGACCAUCUUAAACCUGACUCUGAGCAGCCUUGCUCUUAAAUUUGACGUCUUUCAAGUAGAAGACUACCAGCUGUGGUUCCAAGACUAUUUGAUUCCUGUGAUAGCAAGCAUCCAACCUGACAGCCUGCGGGUGAUACCCAGUAACAUCAGCUGUGAAUCCUACAGAGCGAUAGUCACUGGCCUAAUGGAAAGCCUGAAGAUCCUGCCACUGCACAUUUCAAUGGACGUGAGAUCAAGCCUGGAAUCGCUGCAGGAGGCCUUCCCAGAUUGUGCAAGACUGGAUUCUUUCACGUGCAAAGACACACAUGUUGAUGAAAAACUCAUCUGCUCCGGGAUAGACAGCUCUCAACUCCAAGCACUGAAUGAUGACAAUUCUACUGAAGCCGUGUGCAACUUCACCAUCACUGCACAUGCCUGUGCCCCGACAACAAGACUCUCAGCAGAAAAGUUGGCCACGCUCUUGAAGUGCUCUCUGGAAAGCAACCAGAUGUACGUGGUGGAAGUUUGGCAGCUUCUUUUCCAAAAAGCUUCUCCAGUACUCAGGCAGGCUCUGGCCUCAUUCUCCGCCAUGGCCCCCACCGCCAUGAGCUCAGCCUAUUCCAAUCCUCUUGAUGCUCUGAGAGAAGUGCUUGCUGAAAACCUUACACAGGAUCAACUGAAGAGUGAAGUAUUUGUUAGAAGUUGGUUCCAGAUGGAUCUCCGUCCAUUCCUGGCCUCCCCGUCAACCAAUUUCCUCUUCUGCCUUGGCACCUACAACUUCAGCUGCCAGACCUACCAAAUUGUCGUCGGAGCAUUCAGCAACCGAAGCCCACUGAUGGACAACGACAGAGAGCGAGCAGUCUUUACUCACUUCAUCCGACCGUUCCUUUCCAGAAAGGAUUUGCCAGAUCCAGGCUGUGUGUCUUCUGCCAAUAGUAGUCAGCUCUGGCUACAGGCCAACCUUGGCAAUUUCUCUCAAUUUGCGAGCGUAGAGGAUUUGAAAGCCCUUUAUCCAAACUUCUCCAGUGCCGACGCCUUGUCCAAACUGUCUCCCUCUCAGGUAGCAGAGAUACUGCUGCGCACAGACAUCUCAAAUGACACAAAAUUUGUCGAUCAAGUCUUUGAGCGACUGCAGGUUGGAAACGCUGUUGAAAACGUGGACACAUUCUUUACCAAACUUACAGAGAAGGAGAAGGUUCCACAGUUUCAAGUUGACGUGAGAGAUCGCAUCAUGAACAAGACCUACGUCAUCAUCGGUCCGCUUUUUGUGAGUGGGAUGGGCAAAGUUGUGUCUGCCAUAGCUCAGAAAAGACAAGAAGAAAUUGCAGCUGUUUUACUGCGGUACCUGAAAAACUCUGCUGCUGUCAUCAACCAGCCAGCUUGCAGGGUAAACAUCAAGACCGAUUCCCAGUGGGUGGAAACAAACCUGGGCCCAUUUUCUCAAUCCGCAACAUAUUCUGAGCUCAAAUUCUUCAACCUCUCUCAGGGAGCACUCGUGAGCGUUCUUUCACCCAAACAGAAGGCUGAGCUUCUAACAGAUCCAGACAGCCGUGCUCUGGAGGAUGCCACCCUUGUAAAGGAGGUGUUGACAAACAUGACACAGUCCGGCAAUGUGGAGCAGCUUGGUCAGUUUUUCCUAGUGUUCACAAAGUCCAUCCAGCAGGACUAA
Messenger RNA from Gambusia affinis (western mosquitofish), 2715 nucleotides. RefSeq lists its product as uncharacterized. The transcript has 24 exons. The record is from RefSeq and is a predicted model, not a curated record. The coding region runs from base 1 to 2715 and encodes 904 amino acids. Lineage: Eukaryota; Metazoa; Chordata; Actinopteri; Cyprinodontiformes; Poeciliidae.